Messenger RNA from Kickxella alabastrina, 1987 nucleotides. RefSeq names its product dihydroxy-acid dehydratase. NCBI's taxonomy places the organism in Eukaryota, Fungi, Kickxellomycota, Kickxellomycetes, Kickxellales, Kickxellaceae. Gene Ontology annotation, molecular function: dihydroxy-acid dehydratase activity. The transcript has a single exon. The record is from RefSeq and is a predicted model, not a curated record. Bases 122 to 1936 code for a protein of 604 amino acids. Gene Ontology annotation, biological process: branched-chain amino acid biosynthetic process.
GUUACUUUCUCUUUGCUUGUCAUCUUUCCUUUUCUUUUUUACGAUCUUAAACAAAAUAAUACUUUUGUCUUUAUAUUUUUUAGUUUUAUAAAUAGCAAUAGCAAUAACAAUAAUAAAGCCCAUGCUUCGCGUGCUUCAAUCAAGUGCCGUCAAGGCGGCAGCAGCCAAGCGCAUCGUUAACAGUGCAUCAUCCACACCAACCGCAAGCCGUCAGCUAUUCUCCACAAGCACGAUCAGCCGCGAGCAGGAUGGGCAAAAGGGGCAGCUCAACCGAUACAGCGCAACCAUCACGCAGCCCAAGUCGCAGGGCCCGUCGCAGGCAAUGCUGUACGGCACCGGAAUGAAGGAGAUGGACAUGAGCAAGGGCCAGGUGGGAAUCUCCAGCGUUUGGUACGAGGGCAACCCCUGCAACAUGCAUCUUCUGGAUCUCGCCGGUAAGGUCAAAGAGGGCGUGCAGGCAGCAGGACUUGUCGGCAUGCGGUUCAACACCGUCGGUGUCAGUGACGGUAUCAGUAUGGGCACCCGCGGGAUGUGCUUCUCACUGCAGUCCCGCGAUCUCAUCGCGGACUCGAUCGAGACCACGAUGAGUGGGCUGUGGUAUGAUGCAAAUAUCUCGAUCCCCGGGUGCGACAAGAAUAUGCCCGGUGUGCUGAUGGCCAUGGCACGGCUCAACCGCCCGUCGAUCAUGGUGUAUGGCGGUACCAUUCGUUCUGGAAAGGGCUGCAAGGGCCAGCGGUACGAUAUCGUGUCGACCUUUGAGUCCUAUGGCUCAUACGUGGCCGGAAAGAUCUCCGAGGAGGAGCGCUUUGACACUGUGCGCCACGCGUGUCCGGGUCCCGGUGCCUGCGGCGGCAUGUACACGGCCAACACAAUGGCCGCGGCCGCUGAGGCUAUGGGCAUGGCCCUGCCCUACUCGUCGACGUCCCCGGCGAAUUCGCAGGAGAAACUCGAUGAAUGCUUCAACUCCGGCGCUGCUAUCCGCAACCUGCUUGAGCUCAACAUUUGCCCGAAGGAUAUUAUGACGCGCGCGGCCUUUGAGAACGCCAUCACCUUGGCAAUUGCCAUGGGUGGAUCGACCAACGUUGUGCUGCAUCUGAUUGCGAUUUCCCGCGCGAUCGGCAUCAACCUGACGCUGGCUGAUUUCCAGGCUAUCUCCGAUCGCACGCCGUUCCUGGCUGACAUGAAGCCCAGCGGCAAGUACGUUAUGGAGGACCUGCAGCCAAUUGGUGGUACUCCGGCUAUUCUCAAGUACCUCAUGGAGGAGGGCCUCAUUGAUGGCUCGACCAUGACGGUUACCGGUAAGACAAUGGCCGAGAACUUGCGCGCACUUCCAAGCCUCCCCAAGGGCCAGGACAUUAUCCGCCCGGUGGACCAGCCCAUCAAGGCCACCGGCCAUCUGCAGACGCUCUUUGGUAAUGUUGCCCCCGAGGGAUCUGUGGCCAAGAUCACAGGCAAGGAGGGCUUGCACUUUACUGGCACAGCCAAGGUGUUUGACUCGGAGGACGAGAUGCUGCACGCCCUGGAGCGCGGCGAGAUUGUCAAGGGACACGUUGUCAUUAUCCGCUAUGUCGGGCCCAAGGGCGGCCCUGGUAUGCCCGAGAUGCUCACCCCGACGAGCGCCAUUAUGGGCGCUGGUCUCGGCAAGGACGUCGCUAUGCUGACCGAUGGUCGUUUCUCUGGAGGAAGCCACGGUUUCAUUAUUGGCCACAUUACUCCGGAGGCUCAGGAGGGUGGCCCCCUUGGACUGAUCGAGGAUGGCGACCACAUCACUAUUGAUGCUGAGACCCGUGUUAUUAACGUUGACCAGCCGGAGGCUGAGAUGGCUCGCCGUCGCGCCUCUUGGGUCGCACCUCCGCUGAAGGCUGAUCGUGGAACACUGUUCAAGUACAUCAAGACCGUUAAGUCUGCGUCCUACGGCUGUGUGACUGACGAGUAAGCGGUUAAGAAAUAUUGAUUAUAAUCCUAAUAAAUGAAGUUAAUUAAUUAA